This is a messenger RNA of Tachyglossus aculeatus (Australian echidna), 1934 nucleotides long. It is a transcript of the gene CEBPG, whose product is annotated as CCAAT enhancer binding protein gamma. Gene Ontology annotation, biological process: DNA-templated transcription; regulation of transcription by RNA polymerase II. The record is from RefSeq and is a predicted model, not a curated record. NCBI's taxonomy places the organism in Eukaryota, Metazoa, Chordata, Mammalia, Monotremata, Tachyglossidae. Gene Ontology annotation, molecular function: RNA polymerase II cis-regulatory region sequence-specific DNA binding; DNA-binding transcription factor activity, RNA polymerase II-specific. Bases 229 to 681 code for a protein of 150 amino acids. The transcript has 2 exons.
GUCGCCCGUCCGAAGGCCUUUGAAUAAAAGCGUCGGGCCGCGCCGGGGCCCUCGCCCGGUCCGGAGCUCCCCUCUCCGCCCUGCGCCCUCCUCCGCCCUCCAGGUUCAUCUGAAGACUUCCUGGCAGUUCACUUUCGAAACUGUUGGUCACAGUUUUUUUCUCUUUCUCCCCCUUUUCUCCGACCAUUUCUAACACUGUGCUAAAUUGUUCAAGAAGAUUUUGCCCAAAUGAGCAAGGCAUCACAACAGAACAAUACUACAGGAACAAAUGGAAUAAGUGUUAUUCACACCCAGGCACAUACGAGUGGUUUGCAGCAGGUUCCUCAGCUGGUGCCAGCCAGCCCUGGGGGCGGGGGCAAGGCCGUGCCCCCCAGCAAACAGAGCAAGAAGAGUUCGUACAUGGAUAGGAACAGUGACGAGUACCGCCAGCGCAGAGAGCGGAACAACAUGGCAGUGAAAAAGAGUCGUUUAAAAAGCAAACAGAAAGCACAGGAUACUCUUCAGCGGGUCAACCAGCUUAAAGAAGAAAAUGAACGAUUGGAAGCAAAAAUUAAGCUGCUGACAAAGGAGCUUAGUGUACUCAAAGAUUUGUUCCUUGAGCACGCACACAAUCUUGCAGACAACGUACAGCCCAUUGGCACUGAAAGCACCACAACAAACCCUGAUAAUACAGGACAGUAGAUCUGUGUCUCCCUCUAGACUUCACAACCUCAUGGAUUGAACACUUACCGUGUAAUCUCCUGCACCUCUUGCAUCUGAAAAGUCGACCUGUUCUAACUUUAGCGAUCUUUGUGGGUAUUUUCUAGGUUCAACACUGAAGAUUUGAUUUUAGCUAACCAUGAUAAAUAACAAUGUUAUUUGAUUAUUUGUUUUAAGUGGUAUUUUUUUUUUGGGGGGGGGGAGGGGUGCCCCAAGAUAGGAUAACAAAUACCUUAAAGCUUAAUGUUCGUUGUCAGUAACAUUUGAUUCCCCCCCACCCCCAGAAAUCAACAUUUAUCUUGUGUCUUGCAUAGCUCAAUAAGAAUACAAUAGGGAACUGGCAGGGUGGGAGGGACCAGGGAGUUUUUAGAUUUCUUGGAUGAGAAUAUUUGGAUAGAAAAACGAAUCAGUCAAGUAACCUUUAAAAUUCUACUUAUGCACUCUGGUUUUCUACACUGGGUAUUUAAAAACCUUAGGGCCAAGGAGCAAGAGAAGUUUGCAAUUCUGUAGGACUUAAGAAUACUGUACGUAGAAUAAAUCCCAUCUAAUACAAUUUGUACGUACAUGAGGUGCCUCAGUAGUGUAAGCCAGGGAUGAUUACUGAAGCUUGGUAGUAACUGUCAGAUUAAGGAAACAAUAAAGUAUUGAAAUUACAACACAAAUUGGCUUAUGAAAAUUGCCAAUGGAGAACAGCAGUUGGGAGUGCAAGUUGGUUAGUUUUAUCUUGAUUAGCCCGGACUUAAAGGGAACUGUUUAGACUUACUAUUUCACAAAGGCUUGAGGCAGUGUGACAGCAUCGUUUUUUUCUUGUUUUUUUUAAAUCCUAAAACUACAACCAAAAAAACUUGUGUGCUGUAGAACAACUUGCACAUCAGAUUUGUGUCUGCCAGGUGCUAGUAUCAGGGAGUCUCUAAUGUAGGAAUUUUAGCUGAAUCAUUGAAAAGUCAGACCCAGACCAUCUUUGCAAUUGAGGUGAUUUUUAUAACCUGCUCUACAACAAACUCAACAGCCGGUUGAUUAGGAUUUAGUGGAUCCAACAGUUCUUUCCUGCUGAGAAAAAAAUAACUUCAAAAUAGUUGAGUAAGUGAGGCUCAACAUCACAGUGAAGGAAUAUUUUGUUCUGGAUCAUAACAAAACAAUAUUUGCAAAAUCACUGGCAAUUCCCUACCCUCUCACCAUUUGGUUAGAAUGUUUUAGGGAUUUUGUUUGGUUUUCUAAAUAAAACAGGAAAUGUA